This is a messenger RNA of Larimichthys crocea (large yellow croaker), 1395 nucleotides long. RefSeq names its product NAD(P)(+)--arginine ADP-ribosyltransferase 1. NCBI's taxonomy places the organism in Eukaryota, Metazoa, Chordata, Actinopteri, Sciaenidae. Gene Ontology annotation, molecular function: NAD+-protein-arginine ADP-ribosyltransferase activity; NAD+ poly-ADP-ribosyltransferase activity. The record is from RefSeq and is a predicted model, not a curated record. The coding region runs from base 161 to 1084 and encodes 307 amino acids. The transcript is spliced from 3 exons.
AAAAGAACUGGGAAAAAACAGUGUUCACUACACAAGUAGUGAUUGGCAGGUUUUUUGCACACACCCACACAAGCUCUGGUAUAAGAGAUGACUGCCAUCACACAGACCAAAGACCUGGCUGUUACAGCACCUGCUGCGUUGUUAUCGGAUAUCUUCCAUCAUGUUGAAGGGUAGCAUGCUGAUGUUUAUCCUCUGCUGCCUCUGUGUGGGGAUAAGACGUCUAAAUGCAAAGACGUUACCUGUAAACAAUACCACAGAGGCCCUCCUGAAAAGUUCUGAUGUUAAGACGACAUCUCUAAACUCAGGACCUGUGGAUCCUGUAAAUGCUCAGAAUACCUCACUGAAGUUAUCUGGCGCCUCAGUGCAGGAUCCAUCAGGUCGGUCCUGGAUUCUCACAAUCCCUCUUAGCAUGUCUCUGGACUCUGUCGACGACAUGUAUCACGGCUGCUCCCAUAAGAUGCUGAUCAGAGUGAAACGUCAAUACCUCCCAAGGAGCACCAAGGAAGAUCUGCACUCCACAUACACUAAACUUUGUGCCUUCAAAGCCAUGAAGAAUAAGGACGCCGAUGACCUGCUGUCCUGGAAUCACUUCAGGGCACUGUGUGCCUACACAGCGGGAGCAUAUGGUGGCCUAAACAGAGCAGUCCGCAAAGGGAAGGCCUCAUACAAAACCUCGUUUGAGUUCCACAGCCUCCACUUCCUGCUGUCAGAUGCCAUCCGGCUCCUAAAACUCAACCAGAGGUACUGCUAUAAAACCUACAGGAGAAGCAAACUGCUCUUCAGCGGGGAAUCUGGACAAACCAUGCGCUUUGGUUCCUUCGCCUCCAGCUCACUCAACAAGGACCUGCGUCAUUUUGGGCGGAGGACCUGCUUUGAGAUACAGACAUGCUUUGGUGCCUACCUCAAGUCCUACACAGAGUUUGACUCAGAAGAAGACGAAGUCCUCAUUCCUCCAUAUGAGAUGUUCAAUAUUGUCUCUGUGGACAAGUCAGGAGAGAAUGAUCUACAGUGUGAGGUCGUCUUCAAACUUGAGACUGCUGGAGUUUACAGCAGUCUCAACUGCCAGGCUGCUGGCCUUUUUUAAAGACUUCACACCAUUAUUUUUAUACAUCACUAAUUGUUACUGAUUUGUUUCAUUCUUGAAUUUAUUAAAAUAUUUGUAAUUACUUCAAAUGAUUGACUACUGUAUUACAUAAUAUACAAUAGAAGGCACACUACUGCAGCAUAUUAAAGGAGUCAUUAUACUCCUUUUCCACAAGUCAAGCUGAAUGUUUGCUUUUAUUUGCUCUUAUACCUGAUUAAUAAAAUGAUGUGCAAUAAAUAUGGGUUUUCUAUUUGACAGGAAGAGAAGAGGUUGCAUGUUUUUGUUUCAGUAAAAGAUGUGAAACACUUUCA